Doryrhamphus excisus (bluestripe pipefish) is the source of this 1302-nucleotide messenger RNA. RefSeq lists its product as uncharacterized. The record is from RefSeq and is a predicted model, not a curated record. NCBI's taxonomy places the organism in Eukaryota, Metazoa, Chordata, Actinopteri, Syngnathiformes, Syngnathidae.
GGUGAGGCCGUGCGAGGACAAAGAGCAGGUGGACAGUCUGACUGAGGAAGACAGAAAAGGCGGGAAUUUAGCAGGCCAGGACCACUUCAGGGACAUCUUUGAUUAACUUACUGCAGUCACAAAGAUGAAGCGUCAACUCUUCUUGCUCGCUCUAGCGGUGGUGUGUGAUUGCCAGGCACUAAACAUAACAGAUGAGCAGACGAACAUGACUUCAGAAGCUCCCACCACAUCGGCACCUGCACUCAGGAAAACAACACUGGUGACGCUGUCCGCUCAGAACCACACAUCAAACCAAACGGCCCAAGUGCUGACAUCUGCAACCACGGGAGGAGACAUAAUGAUGAGUGAUUAUAAUGACAAUGACCAGAACACCACAAGACAAGCGGAGGGCAUGCCAGAGGUUUCCACAAUGGCGCCAAUUGGCUCAACGGUGGCGGUAUCAGAUGAGAGCUUACACCCUUCAUCAUGGGGUUAUGUUCUGCUGGUGCUGCUGCUACUUGUUAUCCUCAGCCUGUUGGUCAUCCUCUACCUGCUGAGGAGAGCGAACCGGACCUACUCGUUCGACCUUCAUCGUGCGGCUCCUGUCAAUCACACAGAUGAGCCUUCUGGCACCUUUGAGGUCAUCUGCCUGGACGAGCAAGACCGAGAGCCCACCAGUGACCUUUCUGUGUCUCCAGCAGUCAACGGCUCAGUGCCACAGUCACAAGAAGAAGCUCCUGAGCCCGACGUAAACCACUUGAAGGUAUUGGACUUCAGCGAUUCAAAUUCGACGAUCCGUGAUGAUGCGGUUGAGACGGCGGCCAACUGUGAGCUGCUGCUGGACACCUCUGAAAAAAACAUGAGUCCAUUUGCUUUCACUAACUCGUUAGCUGGAAUCGAACUAUCCGAGUCAUUGCCGAUCAAGCAGAACAUCACACCUGCAGUAUCUUCCUCCUCUUCCUCUUCCUACUGACAAGAGUGACAUCAUAUCCUGUUGUUUUUUUUAUGCACAAGAACAAUAAUUGUUUACUGAAGUGUUUACUUAAAACUGUGUGUGUAACGGUACAUGUGUUCUUAAUCUGAUUUUCGGUACGGUGUAGAAGUGUACAUAUUUCCCGCACAAUACACACUGGGGGGCAGGAAAUGUGCCUGGCAUUAUCCGAAUUACUCAGUAGUGCCUAGGAGAAGCAAACAAAAUGAACUGAUGCCCUUACUUUACAGUAUUCUUACUAAUUCGAAAUGUACAAAUGUUUUAUUUUCAUCUUUUUGCAGCACUGACAUUUGCUUGGUUAACAGCCAAUAUUAAGAGAUUUUAAAGUGUAC